CCUGCCUAUGUUUUGUAUGUCUGUGUCCAUCCAUCUCCUGACGUUCAAGUUCGCAGGACGUCACGUCCGCACUUGAACUUGCAGCUCAGGGGGGCUUUUUUUUGUGCCAUUUUUACAUCUCUCUCUUUUCAAAAAAGCCAUGACGGCUAUCCCGCAAUCCGUCGUCUCCGCGCCAUCUUUGUAUUAUUUCUAAUUUAUUUUGGAUGUCAAAGGCAUUGAUGAAGAUAUUUUCACUGGAGUCUCCCUUCUAACCCGGCUCUCCCGAUGUGAACCGAGCAAAAAGCCACCACCAACCACCAUGUCUCGCCGUAAGCAAGGCAAGCCCCAGCACUUAAGCAAACGGGAGUUUUCGCCCGAGCCCCUGGCGGCCGUUCUCCCGGAUGAUCAGCCGGAGCGCGGGGCGCUGGCGUCUCCGGGCGGGGCCGGCGGGGACCAGGACCUGCUGACCUGCGGGCAGUGCCAGACGCACUUCCCCCUGGGGCACAUCCUGCUGUUCAUCGAGCACAAGCGGCGGCGCUGCCACGCCGGGCCGUGCCAGGGCAAGGCCGCCACGGAUAGGCCGCCGUCGCCGAGCCCGCCCCCGCUGCCGGGCCGGUGCGGGGGAGGGCACCGCCGCGCCGCCGUCCCCGUGGAGGUGGGCGUCCAGGUGACGCCGGAGGACGACGACUGCCUGUCCACGUCCUCGCGGGGGAUCUGCCCCAAACAGGAACACGGCACAGGUAAGGACGAGCCCAGCAGCUACACCUGCACCACGUGCAAGCAGCCGUUCGGCAGCGCCUGGUUCCUGCUGCAGCACGCCCAGAACACACACGGCUUCCGCAUCUACCUGGAGAGCGAGCACGGCAGCCCGCUCACGCCCCGCGUGGCCGCCGCCCCGCCCCUCCUGCCCGGGACGGGCGCCGACUGCGCCUCCCAGCCGCCGCCGCCGCUCCACGGCCUCCACCUGGCCGACGGCGGGCCCUUCAGCCUGCUGCGCAUCCCGGGCUCGGCGUCGGGCCGCGACGGGCCCGCCCGCUACCCGCCGCCGACGCCGCCGCUCUUCAGCCCGCCGCCCCGCCACCACCUGAGCCCCGAGGACCUGGCGCUGGCGUCCCACCACCCGCACCCCCACCACCACCCGCACCCGCACCACCCCCACCACCCGAGUGCCUUCGACAGGGUGCUGCGCCUCAACCCCCUGCCCCUGGACCCCCCGCCCGCCAUGGACUUCUCCCGCCGCCUCCGCGAGCUGGCGGGGAACCCCUCGGGGGUGUCGUCGCCGCCCCCGUCGCCCGGGCGACCCGGCGCUAUGCAACGGCUGCUGCAACCAUUCCAGCCGGGCGGGAAGCCGCCCUUCCUGGCCACGCCCCCUCUGCCCGCCACCCAAUCCCCUUCGGCCGGCUCCCAGUCCACGCCCAACAAGCAGCAGCAGCAGUCGGCGCUGCCGCUGAAGAGCAAGUCGUGCGAGUUCUGCGGGAAGUCCUUCAAGUUCCAGAGCAACCUGAUCGUGCACCGGCGCAGCCACACGGGCGAGAAGCCCUACAAGUGCCACCUGUGCGACCACGCCUGCACCCAGGCCAGCAAGCUCAAGCGCCACAUGAAGACGCACCUGCACAAGUCCUCGCCCGCCGCCGCGCGCUCCGACGACGGCCUGUCGGCCGCCAGCUCGCCCGAGCCGGGCACCAGCGGCCCGGCGGGCAGCGCCACCAGCGCCCUCAAGUCCGUGGUGGCCAAGUUCAAGAGCGAGAACAACCGCGCGGCGCACGAGAACGGCGAGGAGGAGGACGAGGAGGAGGAGGAAGAGGAGGAAGAAGAGGAGGAGGAGGAGGAUGGGGAAGAAGAGGAGGAGGAAGAGGAGGAGGAGGAAGAAGAGGAAGAGGAGGAGGAAGGGGACGAGGAGGAGCUGGAGGGCGAGAGGAGGCGGAGGGACUACCGCUUCGGCCUGAGCCUGGAGGGGGCGCGGCACCACGAGAACAACGGGGGCGGGGCGGGACGCCUGGGCGGGGCGGAGGACGGGGCGCCCCGCUCGCUCCCGGAGGGCCUGCAGGGCGUGGCCCUGGCGGCCAGCAUGCAGCACUACGGCGAGGCCUUCGCGCAGCGCAAGCGGGGCGCACUGGGGGCCCUGGGGCCCGAGCGGGAGCCCGCGCCGCGGGCGCUGUGCCAGGAGGACGAGGACUCGCGCUCGGACCGCCUGGCCGACGAGGGCUGCGGCUCGGCCGUCAACGGGCGCGGCUCGUCCCCCAGCGAGUCCGCCUCCGCCGGCCUCUCCAAGAAGCUGCUGCUGGGCAGCCCCAGCCCCCUCUGCCCCUUCUCCAAGCGCAUCAAGACGGAGAAGGACUUCGACCUGGCCGCGCCCACCAUCCCCAACGCCGACAACGUGUACUCGCAGUGGCUGGCGGGCUACGCCGCGUCCCGCCAGCUCAAGGACCCCUUCCUCAGCUUCGGCGACUCCAGACAAUCGCCCUUCGCCUCGUCCUCGGAGCACUCCUCCGAAAACGGGAGCCUGCGCUUCUCCACGCCGCCGGGCGAGCUGGACGGCGGGGUGUCGGGGCGCAGCGGCACGGGCAGCGGGGGCAGCACCCCCCACCUGGGCGGCCGGCCCAGCUCCAAGGACGGCCGGCGCAGCGACACCUGCGAGUUCUGCGGCAAGGUGUUCAAGAACUGCAGCAACCUGACGGUGCACCGGCGCAGCCACACCGGCGAGCGGCCCUACAAGUGCGAGCUGUGCAACUACGCCUGCGCCCAGAGCAGCAAGCUCACGCGCCACAUGAAGACGCACGGCCAGAUGGGCAAGGACGUGUACAAGUGCGAGAUCUGCCAGAUGCCCUUCAGCGUCUACAGCACGCUGGAGAAGCACAUGAAGAAGUGGCACAACGACCGGGCGCUUAGCAACGACAUUAAGACAGAGUAGGAGGAGCUACGGGAGAGCCCUGACCGACCCAUCUACAGUCCCCACUCCACCCCCCCCCCUCGUAGAGGCCCCGCCCCCUUCUCCUCCCUCCCCACCCCUCGCCUCCGUUUUUCUAGUCCAGGGGAGGGAGGGUACGAUGUGCUUGGCACCCUCCCCCCCCCCCCCGUGUUGAUUCUACCGUUGAAUGCAUGAUCUGUAUUGGGGCAAUACUAUUGCAUUGACGCAAAACUUGGAGCCUUUCUCUUGUGCAAUAAUUUACAUGUUUGUGUACUUUUUCUUUCUUUUUUUUUAUUUUGGAAUUAGACAGCAUGUUCAGAGGUAUGUUUUUGGCUACUUUAAAAAAAAAAAAAAAUGAAAAGAAAUCGUCUUUGAUUGGUGAGUUGUUGAGUAAUGUGUUGCCGUUUUCUCGUUCUUAUUUUUAAUUUUUUUUUUUUUUAAAACAGAGAGAGAGAGCGAGAGCAGACCAUGCUAACAUUUCGUCGCGCAUAUCAUGUACAGCUUUGUGUUGUAACAUGGAGUUCAGACGGUCCGCUUCACCCCUCGCACGGGCUGGGAAUCGCACUUAAACCGAUCUUUCUAAAAGAUUUUCGUCCACUUGGGGGUUAAACGCUAUCAAUUGGACUAUUUACUAAAUGUAAAAAAAUGGUGACAGCCUUGACUUUUCUAAGCAGCAGCAGAAGAAGAAGAAGAAGAAAAAGUCAUUACAUUUGAAUUAGUACUAUCAUUUGGUAAAACAAAAAAAAAAAAAGAGUGCCUUGGAUAUCUUGAAACUGCAUUGGUAAAUCCUCCUGUUUGCUAUAAGCUUGGAGUCUCAGCUAUAUACUGGAAAUGGGUCCAUUGGAUCCUGAAAUAAGGUUCUUGCAUCAAGCACCUGACUGCUAUGGUCAACUGUGACUUACGAGGAAAGAACAGUGAAAAAAGCAGAAGACAUUUCUAGUUAAUCAUCAUAUAGCUACCUAUAAUGUGUAUAUUCUUUAAAUUGCCACUCUUGUUUACUGGCAUGGUACAUGCUGUAUUGUGUGGGGUUUUGAACUUUUUGUUUAUUUUUUUGUUUUGUUUUUUUUUUUGUGGUACCGUACGCAAUGGUACUGUGACUUUUUUUUUCGAAAAUCCACGAUCUUAAGCUCUUACGACUUUUACUUGUUUGCUUUUAGUAAAGGUUUUGCAAUUCUUUUAAGUAGCACAAAAGAAUGAUGCGGCUGCUUGGAUGUUCGGAUGUGUGGACCGGGCAGUAUUAAUUAAAAAUCUGUGGGCAUUUUAAUUCUGACCAGAUAAACUAAUUGGGAACAGGAGAAUGCCAGGAAUGAUCCAGGGGGUAACUCGAGCACCUCUGGCACUUGCAAGCGUAGCGUUUUUUCUUGGUGAUGAUUAACUAUGAAUGGCUCAUCGGAAAAAAAAAAUAAAUCCGUAAUUUAAAAAAAAAUGAUAAUAAUAAUAAUAAUAGUGCUCAGAAAUUGCAGUAAGUACACCCUGUGCUCCUUAAAAUCAGUGCAAAAAAAAAGCAGGAAAGGUUUUUUUUUCACUUCUUCAUACGUGGGUGUGUCGUUUGUGUUGACAUGAACGAGGCCUUCACUCCAUCGCCAUCGCGUCGGCCAAUGGCUGGCGUUCACAAUAGCACUUGUGACUCUUCCCCGGUGAGGCUGUAUCUGACUGUCCAAUCAGAGGUACAGUGGUUGAGUAUAAAAACAAACCCGCUCGCUCAUUCAUAGGACAAUUUAACUGCACUGAUCAAUUUUUCCCUGUUUACAGGUAUUACACUCAAGGGAAAACUUGCUAUGAUGGUAAACGGCUGAACGUGGUGUCAUUGCGUAGCGUAGAAUCCAGUAGGAGUGGAGAGAACUGUCGCCAGCCUUUUUUGUUUUUCUCCCAGAAUGCCGAGCGGUUUGUGCACCGCUGGUGUCCGUGCAGUGAACGGGCUUUUUCCUGCUUGUGAAUGAAUGAUCCUAACUUGCUGCUGACACAGCAAGAGUUUUUAUUUGUACAAUUUUUUGAGAAUUAAGAUGACUUCUUUUUUGUUUUUUGUUUUUUCUUUCAAAAAACGCUUCUUUCUCUUUAGGAAAUUGUAUUAUAAUUGUUUUUCCCCCCUCUUUGUCUUGGUGGACUUUGGUUUUACAUAUAUAAACAAUAAUUUUUUUAUUGUUUCUUUUUUUUUUUCGUUUUUUUGCCUUGGCUUUCCACAGCUCUUCAGGUUCAACAAAAUUUGCAAACUUGCAUCGGGGAAAGGUUUAAGAUUAUAUAUAAAUAUAUAGAGAGAACUUAAAUAUAGGAACAUGCACACUCUUGUCAAUUCCUAUGCUAAAACACAUCUAUGGUCUUCUUUUUUCUGUAUUUCUAGAAUGGUAUUUGAAUUAAAUGUUCACCUAGUGUAGGCACUAUAGUAUUUAUAUUGAAGCUUGUAUUUUUAACUGUUGCUUGUUCUCUUUAAGGUAUCAACGUACCAGCUUCGGUAGUGGAUUAAAAAUUUUAAAAAAUUUAAAACGACAAAAAAAAUAAAAUAAAUAAAAACAUCAACAAGCUGCCACAGUAUAUUUUUUUAAUUUGGCAGGAUAAUAUAGUGCGAAUUAUUUGUAUGUUUUAAAAAAUGAAAAGGAAAAAAAAAAGAAGAUUAUUAUGUGGCAUUGUAUAGAUAUGGGGCCAUGUAAUGGUCUUGCCCAGGCUGUCAAUUCAGAAUGUCCACACCAGAGGAAACGAAAAAAUAAAAAAACGGAUGGUUGUACAUAUCUCUUUUUUAUUCCUCUCCUGCCGUCGUGUCCACGGUAACGCAAGCUGGCGUUGGGGUCCUCGAUAGUGUCCUCUUCUGUUCCUCCUCUGCUCUCUCGCCCAACUUACAUUCCAGCAUCUUAAAGAAAACUAAAUGUCAUAUGCAGUAAAUCAGACGGUUACUAAAUGAAUACGUAGAUAAAUGAAAUAAAUAGCAUUUUAAAAAAUAAAUUUAAAAAAGUUUUGCAGUUUUUUUUUUUUUUUUUUUUUUCAUUGCCAAAAACGAAACGGUGCUUUAUACUUAGAUUGGGAAAGAAUUUCAUAUGCAAAGCAUAUUUAAAGAAAUAAAUAAAUAAAAUGAAGUGGAAAUAAUGGAGCAGCAGCCCACUUGAGUUGAUACUUUUUUGUAAAUGGCAAUGCGGAAUAUUUUGUUAUCAGCCUUUUCUAAUCCUGUAUUGAAAGCUGUUUGUUGUAAAACUGAACUUGAACUUUAGCUUUUUCAAUGGGAGUCACUAUUUAUUAUUACUUCUGUGCGCUGUUCAAAACAGAGGCACAUAAAUGGAUCUUUUCGUUGUCUUUUUUAAUUUUGAUUGACUUUUUUUUGGUUUUGUUUUUUUUUUUUUUUUAUGAUGACCGAAGGCCAUCGACAACCUUGCUCUUUUUUUUUUGUUUCUGGUCUGUGUUUAAGAUCUGUUGGAGAUACCACUGUCUCUGUGAUUUUGGCAGUUGUCUGCAUUAUCCUGUUCACACACCCAUUUUGUCCUUUAUUGAAACAAACAAACAAAAAAAAAGAAUAAAAAAACAUGAAAGUAAUAA
This is a messenger RNA of Anguilla rostrata (American eel), 6406 nucleotides long. Its product is annotated as B-cell lymphoma/leukemia 11A-like. Gene Ontology annotation, biological process: negative regulation of dendrite development; regulation of transcription by RNA polymerase II. NCBI's taxonomy places the organism in Eukaryota, Metazoa, Chordata, Actinopteri, Anguilliformes, Anguillidae. Gene Ontology annotation, cellular component: nucleus. The record is from RefSeq and is a predicted model, not a curated record. The transcript has 3 exons. Gene Ontology annotation, molecular function: DNA-binding transcription factor activity; RNA polymerase II cis-regulatory region sequence-specific DNA binding. Bases 299 to 2890 code for a protein of 863 amino acids.